Molecule: messenger RNA, 1260 nt
Organism: Anastrepha obliqua
Lineage: Eukaryota; Metazoa; Arthropoda; Insecta; Diptera; Tephritidae
Product: ester hydrolase C11orf54-like
Exons: 4
Coding region: 152-1120 (322 amino acids)
Cellular component (GO): nucleus
Molecular function (GO): zinc ion binding; hydrolase activity, acting on ester bonds
Source: RefSeq, a predicted model, not a curated record
AUCUAUGCUUCAUAGUGAAUUAAGCGCCAUUCUCACAGUUAGUCUGUUUUCGAUCUUCCAUUGCGCUGUAUCUUCUCAUACUGUUGGAGACCGCUCCUGAAUUUACCUUGACUUUCGUUACUGAAUAUUUGUAAAUACAAACUUUGUUAUCAUGGCAACAACACUGGUUACCGAGGAACUUCUCUACGAGGAGAAGCCUUUGUAUGUGCCAUCAUUGCAGGAACUAAAAGGAGUUAUCCAAAGUGCAUUGGCCAAAAAUUUUGAAACCGUAAGCGUAGAAGUGGGUGAUUGUCCUGACUUGAAGGAUUCUUUUUACGGUCUAGUGGAUUCCGGCUUGGGCGGUUCACCGCUGCUGCUCGAGAUUGGCGGCCCUCCAUUCCUGCUACCCCUCGUACAACGCUCCAAAGUGUACAACCUGAAAGAGAUCGUACAGAAAGCACUCCCCGGCGAAGGUAAAAUUUUAGCUAUUGGUGCCGGUGCUGGCCCUUUCCCGUUACGCAAUUCCAAUUGUGAGGGCAUCAUCAAUUUGGCUAUCGAUGAAAAGGGUGUCUUCAAAAAUGGCAGCUACACCGCCAAGGUGCAUGGUCCAGACGAGAAAUGUGUAUUAGAGCGCAUCCCCGAAAAUGAUCCACGCUGUGCAUUGCUGAUGAACUUAUUCAUAAGCCGUGGCGCUCCGGGGCCAGUCGUCAAGGUGAAAUGUAGCAAACGUAUUGGUGAGCUGAAUUUCGUCGAAUGCAUACGCUUGGGCUUGGCAGAGAACUACAAGGAGAAGUGUGUAGGCAUGGGUGGUAUUUUUGUGUUGAAAAAGGGUGCGGCACAUCAGCACGUUAUGCGUGAUUUCAGCAAAACGCCAUUGACCACAGAAGAGGAACUGAACGACUGGCUGAAAUUCUACAAUAUGCCAGCGCAGUUGAAUGCCUUGGGUACAUUGAUUACACAUGAAAAUGAUUUAGAUUUGCGUCUGCAACAUUUCCAUUCCUUCUCCAAGUCCAAUUGGGGUGGCCAUUAUCACUAUGACACAACACCCGAAGUAGUUGAAUACGAGGCUUAUUUGAACGUAGCCGAACGUGUGGUGCGAGUGGACCGUCCGUUGGAGACACAUAAAGUGGGUCGGGAUUAAGGACUUGCGCACAGAAGGGCUGUGCUGUAGAAAACUCAAAAACGUGCAUUUAAAAGGGCCUUGAAUUUAAAGCUUAUUUGUUUUUUUAGUUGUGAUUUUAUUUGUUAUAAAUUUUACCAUGAAAAUUUAUUUUGUUAAAU